AUGGUCAUGCUGCACGCGCGGUCCCUGGAGGCGUUCAGCCGCUUUGUGGCUCUGCAGGAGGACCUGUUGGUGCCCCUGGUGCAGGCCAGCUUCGAGUGCCUGCAGGUUAUCCCCAUCGAGCAGAACGGGCAGCUCCCGCCGCCGGCCAAGGUGUCCCAGCAGUGGAAGGAGGAGGCAGUCGCGCGCACCGCAAUGGCUAAGGUGCUGCUCAACUGCGCGAAGGAGGCGCCGGCCGCGUUCCUGCCGCACCUGCAGCCGCUGGUGGCGCGCGUGCAACAACUCUGGGACCAGGGCGUCCUGCGCCAGGGGGAGAAGGUGUCACUGUACGAAGGCCUCAUGGCCGCCGCCACCAGCGGCGGCCCAGAGCUCCAGGGGCAGCUGCUCGAGUGGCUGCUGCGCCCGGUGCACGCGAAGUGGAGCCGGCCCGAGUGGCGGGCGUCGCUGGAGGGGCCUGCGGCGUUCGCGCGGGAGUACAUGAGCUUUGAGGUGGCGCCUGGCGGCGGGGUCGUGGUGGAGAGCAGGUGGGGGAGGCGUGUUGCAUGA
Messenger RNA from Monoraphidium neglectum, 543 nucleotides. RefSeq lists its product as hypothetical. The record is from RefSeq and is a predicted model, not a curated record. NCBI's taxonomy places the organism in Eukaryota, Viridiplantae, Chlorophyta, Chlorophyceae, Sphaeropleales, Selenastraceae. The transcript has 5 exons. The coding region runs from base 1 to 543 and encodes 180 amino acids.